GAUUUAGCAUUUUCCAAACGUGCGAAUUUAAGUUCACAAAUAUAAAUUCAGACACACACACAGCCACACAGCAGACACACAAUUAUCUUACAAAACGUACUUAUAAACAUUAGAUAUUCUUGGUUUCUUACAACUAGGAAAUCAGCAGAGAGUUCCGGGUUGAGUUUGAGUUUGACCAUGUUCAUGAUUUCUGCUCAAACGUUGACCAUUUGCAAGGAUGCAGCUGGUGUGGCUGGUAACAUCUUUGCUUUUGGGCUCUUUAUAUCACCGAUACCCACUUUUAGGCGUAUUAUGAGGAACCAGUGUACGGAAGACUUCUCAGGUCUUCCAUAUCUAUAUGCCCUCUUGAACUGCUUGAUUUGUGCUUGGUAUGGCACGCCAUUUAUGUCAGAUGAUAAUGUGCUGGUUACUACUGUCAAUACAAUUGGUGCCAUGUUUCAGUUAACUUAUGUUAUCCUCUACAUUGUUUAUGCGGAAAAAAGCAAAAAGUUAAACACUUUUGUGUUGCUGAUGGCAAUUUUUGGUGUAUUUGCAAUCAUAUUAUCUGCAAGCUUAUUUUUACUAGACCGACCAACACGCCAUCUCAUCGUUGGAUUCUUGACUUGUGCUUCACUGAUAUCAAUGUUUGCUUCCCCAUUGUUUAUAAUCAGAUUGGUGAUUCGAACAAAGAGUGUUGAAUUCAUGCCCUUUUACCUCUCCCUUUCAACAUUCGCGAUGAGUGUAUCAUUCAUGUUGUAUGGAAUCUUCAAUUUUGACCCCUUCGUAUAUGUCCCAAAUGGAAUAGGAACAAUUCUAGGAUCUGUGCAAUUGUUGCUGUUUCUGUAUUACGAAAGAAAAGAUACGGAUCACACUAGAGAACCCUUGAUAGAGUCAUUUCCGUAAGAAGGUGCCUUGGCUAUGUACAAUUGUAUAUCUUAUUUGUUUUUACUUGAAAGGAAUUUUUUCUCUUGUCGAGAAUUCACUCCAUUGAAAACCAUAGCCAUGUUGUUUCUUUUUAUGGCAUAAUCGAGAAUGGACAAUUAUUCAUCGGAUUUCUGGUUCACUUGCUUGCUCAGUAAUCAUUGAGCAGGCCAUUUCCAAUUGGUUAUGACUGCUCAUGCGUCAUUUUUUUCUUGUA
Daucus carota subsp. sativus is the source of this 1117-nucleotide messenger RNA. Its product is annotated as bidirectional sugar transporter SWEET2. Bases 178 to 882 code for a protein of 234 amino acids. NCBI's taxonomy places the organism in Eukaryota, Viridiplantae, Streptophyta, Magnoliopsida, Apiales, Apiaceae. Gene Ontology annotation, biological process: carbohydrate transport. The transcript has 6 exons. Gene Ontology annotation, cellular component: membrane. Gene Ontology annotation, molecular function: sugar transmembrane transporter activity. The record is from RefSeq and is a predicted model, not a curated record.